This is a messenger RNA of Adineta ricciae, 1158 nucleotides long. NCBI's taxonomy places the organism in Eukaryota, Metazoa, Rotifera, Eurotatoria, Adinetida, Adinetidae. The record is from the annotation of a GenBank genome assembly.
AUGUUGAUAAAUCUUGCAGGUGAUGUAAUGAUCGGUCGAUUGAUCGAUCAACUUCUUCCAACAUCUGUUCAUAAUCCCGAAGAAGCGAAAAUUGUACAACAAUUUCGAUUAUCUCGAACUGUUCGGUAUCCUUAUUUAGCUAAAGAGAGAUAUAAUUAUUCGACAAUUUGGGGAAAUACUUUGUCAUUAUGGAAAGAGGGAAAUUUGAAUAUUAUCAAUUUGGAAACAUCAGUCACAACACAUGACAAACUUUGGCCAAAUAAAGUUUUUAAUUAUCGCACACAUCCCGAGAAUCUAAAUUGUUUAACUUCAGCACAUAUUCACCAUGUUUCAUUAGCGAAUAAUCAUACAUUAGAUUUUGAUGUCAAAGGUCUCGAACAAACAUGUGAAAGUCUCGAUCAAUUCGAUCUAUCCUAUGUUGGUGCGGGUAAAACACGUUCACAUGCUCUCGGUCCGAUUUAUCUCGAUAUCUCUCCGUCGUCCAAACCAGUAUCUGUUGAAGCGUCAACAUCUCGUUCAUCAUCGUCCAUUCGAGUUGGUUUAAUUUCAGCAUCUGAUCAUCCAUCAGAUUGGUCACGUGUUUCUUCAUUUCAUUUCUUUGAUUAUCAUGAUCGUUCGGUUUUAUCUUCGUUGAUCAUCACUGCUCGUUCCAAUGCUGAUUUCGUCAUUUGUUCGAUUCAUUGGGGUCCAAAUUAUCAAUGGCGACCGGAGAGAAAGAUUCGUGAACUUGCUCAUUGGAUGAUCAAUGAAGGUGUUGAUGUCAUUCAUGGACAUUCCAGUCAUCAUAUUCAAGGAAUCGAACUUUUUCCACGACAAAAUCGAAAUCCUGCAUUGAUUAUUUACGGUUGUGGUGAUUUUCUUGAUGAUUACGCAAUCGAUGAACAAUAUCGAAAUGAUUUAAGUGCACUUUUUCGGUUAAAUUUGUCAAUUUCCACGUCCGAGUCAGAUCAAAGCAAAUUCGUCAGUAUUCAUUCGCUUUCAAUUUAUCCAACACGAUGCUCAAAUUUUCAAGUCAAUCGAUUAGAUCAUGACGAUGCCGAUUGGAAGUGGAUUAAAGACAAACUUACGGAAUUAAGUGAUUUACACGAUAAAACCUGGAUUGUUGGCGAGAAUCAUAAUCUUAUUUAUAACCAACAUCAUUUGGUGAUAAUUAAAUAA